Messenger RNA from Tricharina praecox, 2113 nucleotides. Its product is annotated as cyclin-like protein. The transcript is spliced from 3 exons. NCBI's taxonomy places the organism in Eukaryota, Fungi, Ascomycota, Pezizomycetes, Pezizales, Pyronemataceae. Gene Ontology annotation, molecular function: cyclin-dependent protein serine/threonine kinase regulator activity. The record is from RefSeq and is a predicted model, not a curated record. Bases 140 to 1885 code for a protein of 581 amino acids. Gene Ontology annotation, cellular component: cytoplasm; cyclin-dependent protein kinase holoenzyme complex; centrosome. Gene Ontology annotation, biological process: regulation of cyclin-dependent protein serine/threonine kinase activity; mitotic cell cycle phase transition.
UUCUGCUGCUGUUGUCCUCUUCUCCCAUCCCCCUGGUCGCUACAAUCCCCACGUGUUACCCGUUGUGCAAAAACCCUUCUGUGAACUCUUCCAAUCAUGUUUGGUCCUUUUGGAUAUCUACAUCACGUUAUGCAUAACGAUGCCGUUAUACGUGUUGCAUCUCAGUACUGAUGUGUUCCGUGGCCAGCCUGUCCGUCCUAUUCGCGCCACGCGUGCUCGCACCGACGAAAAUGCCCCCAUCCUGGCGGCGAAACAGAACUUGAUCAAGUCUAAAAAGUCCGCUGUCGGAACUGGGCCAAAGGCUGUCGAAGGCGAUGUCAAGGCUAUCGAAGGCGGUCUUAAGGCUGCCGCUCGUCGUUCGGUCUUCACUGAUGCGCGCAACAAGACUGCCAACAACGUCCCUGGCAAGGAGAAUGGCAAGAUCUUUAUCGGCGAGAAGGAGUACCAGAAAAUCACUGCCGUUACGAGGCCUGCUCAGCGCAACGUCUCGAUCAACCAGGCGGCCCCUCUUCAGCAGGCUGGACCUCGGAGGGUCGCCCCUCGUAAGACGCAGGUGUAUGAGGACAAGAAGCCGAGCCCGAAGAACAACCGCAUCCCCAAGAUGUUCCGCGACGCCGUCACUAAGAGGGACGACCAGUCACAGGUGGCGCCUCGUGCUAGCAACAUGCGCAAUCAAGUUCCCGUCCGGCCUGUUUCUCGUGUCAAGCACCAGGAAAUCAGGGAUGAGCCAGUCUACUCGGACGAGCAGCCUCAUCAGUUCGACGGUGACUACGAGGAUGAUACCGUCGCCGAAGAUGAAGAAAACGGUUCUGAUGCCGAGGGUCAGGUUGUCGACACCAAGGCUCGCUUCAACGCCGACGUUGAGGUUAUUUCGGAGGAUGACGGAAGCGCCGAUGAGGAGGACAACACCGCGGAGUACAGUGUUUCGCACUCCCGCGGUGCCGAAGACUUCACUCGUGCCACCGAGGACGUGACUGGAGUGACUGCCCAGAUCAUCAUGCCGAAGUGGAAUAUGAAGGCGAGAAAGGAGAUCGCCGAGCUCAAUGCUGAGUUUGGAACAAUGAUUGACGAAGACGAACUCGGUGAUAUCUCGAUGGUCGCUGAAUACGGUGAUGAGAUUUUCGAAUACAUGCGUGAGCUGGAGAAAAAAUUGGCUCCCAAUGCCAACUACAUGGACUUCCAGUCCGAGAUCCAGUGGUCGAUGCGCGCCAUCCUCAUGGAUUGGCUCGUUCAGGUCCACUCCCGUUUCAACCUCCUUCCCGAGACGCUGUUCCUCUGCGCCAACUACGUCGACCGCUUCCUGUCGGCCAAGGUUGUUUCGCUUGGAAAGCUCCAGUUGGUAGGUGCUACCGCGCUGUUCGUUGCGGCCAAGUACGAAGAAAUCAACUGCCCAUCGGUUCACGAGGUUGUGUACAUGGUCGACAAGGGAUACACAGCCGAGGAAAUCUUGAAGGCCGAGAGGUUCAUGCUUUCGAUGCUGAACUUCGAGCUCGGAUGGCCGGGACCCAUGAGCUUCCUCAGGAGGGUUAGCAAGGCGGACGACUACGAUCUUGAAACUCGUACGCUCGCAAAGUACUUCCUCGAGAUCACCGUCAUGGACGAGCGUUUUGUCGCUACUCCACCCAGCUUCCUGGCUGCGGGUGCCCACUGUUUGGCGAGACGCAUGUUGAAGAAGGGUGCAUGGACUGCUGCCCAUACUUUCUACUCCGGUUACACUGGUGACCAGUUGCAGCCUUUGAUCUUCACUUUGCUCGAAUGCUGCGAGGACCCGAAAACCCACCACGCCUCCAUCUACAAGAAGUACUCUGACCGCCGCUACAAACGCGCCAGCUUGUUCGUUUCGCAGUGGAUGGCUGGCCCCGACGGUCCAGGCGCCAACUUUUAGACGAGCCCGAGACUGGUCACUAAAAAAAAGCACUGACGCGGUCCACUUACAAUUACAGUACUACUUUCAUUCGUUACCGGGGUUUAAUUUUUUUCUCCCCGUUUGUUUUCCUUGCAUGGCGUUAAUUCCAUGGGCUUCUGCUUUUGGGUUUCCUUGAGUUUUUUCAUAUGGUUCCCUACCACUCCCUUUGAUUUUGCAAUACCUUUUUCUUUUGUCGAGCCCCUCCUU